Clonostachys byssicola is the source of this 1662-nucleotide messenger RNA. NCBI's taxonomy places the organism in Eukaryota, Fungi, Ascomycota, Sordariomycetes, Hypocreales, Bionectriaceae. The record is from the annotation of a GenBank genome assembly.
AUGCCUCUCCUCGGCAGCGAGGUCGGUGACAAGUCCCUCUACGGGACUGUAUUUAGCGUAGGAGUCCUCGCCCAUCUCUUAGUAUUUCGGCUGGGCGAAUGGGAUGGAGUUCCCGGUCGGAUUGCUGCGUUCUUCGCUGCGAUGUACGCGAUUUGCAGCGCCGCAUCAAUCUAUGUCCUUGCUGGAGCAUAUGGUGACAUCUCGGCAGUCUUGAUGAGUGUGUCCGCACUAUUUUUGACACUCCUACUUGGGCUAUUCGCAUCCAUGAUGAUUUACAGAGCUGUAUUCCAUCGUCUUCGAUCAUUUCCAGGACCCAGCCUUGCCCGUAUAUCCAGCAUUUACGCAGCCCGAAUGGCGACGAGAAGGUUUAAAUACUUCGAAGAGGUCGACCAACUACAUCAAGUGUACGGCGAUUUCGUCAGAAUUGGGCCCAAUCAUCUAUCUGUCGCACACCCCGCAGCUGUACAAGCAGUUCACUCCAGCUCUUCCCGGUGUCUCAAAGGCCCUUUUUAUAACGCACAGCUCCCUGCGGUAUCUCUAAUCACAUCUCGUCAUCCUCACGAGCACGCACGGCGGCGUAAAAUUUGGGACAAUGGGCUGUCAUUCAAAGCGAUAAGGAGUUACGAGGCUAAUAUCGCUAAAUGUACAUCACAGCUUAUAAAUAAUAUCGAGGCAAGCCUUGAUCGUAGGAUUGACAUGAGCCACCAUUUCACCCUAUACACUUUCGAUGUGAUGGGGACACUUGCAUUUGCUAAAGAUUUCAAGAUGCUGGAAUUGAAAGAGCUUCACCCGAUCUUCAAGUUCCUGCAUGAAUCAAUGCUAUCAGUUGUGAUUUUCGGCUAUGCGAUGUGGUUUCUCACCCUCUUGAAGAACAUCCCCGGCUUGGCAUUGCCGAUGAAAAGGCUGAAUGCCUGGGCGGAUCAGCAAAUUGAAGAUGAAUUCAGAGACAAGCCGGAAACUCCGAAUGUGUUCUCGUGGCUGUUGAAGGAUUACAUGACGCUACCCAAUCCUACCCCACAGGAUCGAAUGAACCUCCAAGCAGAUGCUACCUUGAUCGUUGUGGCUGGAAGUGAUACGACUGCAUUGACACUGACGUGCCUGCUCUUUGAGCUUACGAGCCACCCUGACGUGUACCGGAAGCUUCAGAACGAGGUAGACGCACAUCUUUUGGACAACAAAGAGCUUCAAAACGACUCCCUUAUCGGGAUGGAGUAUUUGCAAGCGUGCGUUGAUGAGUCUAUGAGAAUACAUCCAAUCAUCCCUGGCGGCGUGCAAAGGCAUACGCCCCCACAAGGGCUCCAAGUCGGGGAUACGUUCAUUCCUGGAGAUGUUAUCAUCCAGGUUCCUAUGCACAGCGUUCAUUAUGACAAGCGAUCGUUUCCGCAGGCCGAUCAGUUCAUUCCUGAGCGGUGGACAUCGAGACCGGAUCUAGUCGUAGAUAACUCUUGUUUCACACCCUUUCUGACUGGCAAGUAUAGUUGCCCUGGGAAGCAGCUGGCUUUGCUAGAGAUACGGCAAGUCAUUUGUGAGAUCGCUCGUCGUUACGAUAUAAGUUUCUCUGAAACCCAAACCAGGACGUGCUUCCUUGAGAAUAUCAUCGACGGCUUCAGCUUGCAUUGUCCCAAGCUGGAACUGAUCUUCUCGCCUAGGAGCACACAUUGA